Messenger RNA from Penicillium argentinense, 2073 nucleotides. It is a transcript of the gene znfA, whose product is annotated as putative C2H2 finger domain protein. The transcript has 3 exons. The record is from RefSeq and is a predicted model, not a curated record. The coding region runs from base 1 to 2073 and encodes 690 amino acids. Lineage: Eukaryota; Fungi; Ascomycota; Eurotiomycetes; Eurotiales; Aspergillaceae.
AUGGAUCGACUUGCCGCGUCGCCGAGCUUCUAUGAUUCCAGAGAUCGCGACUACGACCGUCACUCCCAAACUUCCAUAAUGCCCGAGCUGCCAUUCCCAUCUUACGGCCCACUGCCUAUCCCGUCUCGUCCCACCAUGCAUACUGCGCCUCCGCCUCUACCCCCACCACCGCGAAUCCGUGACUUGGAGAAUGGUUAUGAUGCUGGGUGGCUGCAUGCGAAUUCCGGUCGAUCGACAGCGACGCUUCCGCCGAUAAAUCCCAAUUCGAGUUUGUUUGGGGGCCACCGCCGUCCGGAAUCAACACCCCAGAGUGAUCGCAUGUCACUAGAUGAGCUGGAAGGCAGGCAAAGUGGUGUGCCCUUGUCGCGCAGCUCUGAGGCUCAGAUAAAGAUUCAGCCGCCGCCUCCCACUGAUGACGGAUUUCCCAACUCAAUGUCUGUCAAUCCCAAUGGCCCGAUUUUGAAAGGAGAGCGUGACUUUUCUCUGCGGAGUGUCAAGGACUCGUCAAAUGCAUAUGACCAGCAUUUGUUGUCAAAAAUCGGGAAGCCGAUAUCUCCACGCGGUUCUAUUAGCUCCGACCACCGCGGUUCGAUUUCCGCACUCACCGUUCCCUCAAUCCCAUCCCGCUCCUCGAGCAAUGUGCCAUCACCAGGGCCGUCAGAAGGGUCGACACUCGACGUCAAAUGGUACAGCAGCCCUCAGUCGGGGGCAGUGUCGCCUCGCUCGAAAACUACCUGGAGAGAGUAUAUCGAGGGUCGUAGUCCGAGCGUCGAAAGCAACGCACCCUCAUCGGCACUUGACUACGAUUACAUGCGAGAUAUCGGGCGCCGCCGAUAUUGUGGGAAUACUCCGUCUCGUGAAGAUAGCAUCAGUCUGCCAAGCCGAUCAAAUCGAGGAAGCUACGACCAAGGCGUGUUCUCCGAUAUCGAGGGUGAUUUCUCGACAGACGAACCGGUACCCCGACAGUUCAUUCUUCGUGAACCGACACCGCCGUACCCCGAGGGUUCGAAGCAGGGCAUGAAACGACGAGCUUCGUCUCCGCCGCGGGAACCGAUUAACAAUGACCGACAUACCCUGCAUACCGUUACGAGUAACGGGGAUCUGUCACAGCGGAGGACGAGUGGGCAUCCGUUUACGAAUAAUCUGACGGUCAACAACAGCUAUGCUCCGAGUCAACGAACUCUGUCCGCGGCGUCCUCGUUGAGUAUUCGGACCUCUGGAUCGUACUCUUCUGCCCUUUCGAUUGGCGGUAGCAGUAUGACCAGUCUGUCACCAUACGACCGUCCUUCCCCCGGAGGUCUUUCUCCCAGCUCGGAUCUCGAUGCAUUCCACGAAAAGUCAAUCAUGAAUCCGAAUUCCCCGGGUGCUCCUAUCAUUCCAGCUCCGAGACCUCUUUCAGGUUCCAAUACCCUGGAGCCGCCUACAACGGAUGCUACAGGGAAGAUGUCGGUGCCGAUUGCGUUGAACAUCGCCAAACCGGCCUCAAAGAUGGGCGGAUUAUUCAUCUGCGAUUGUUGUCCCAAGAAGCCUAAGAAGUUUGACAAUCCAGAGGAUCUUCGCUCCCAUGAGAUGGAAAAGCAAUACGCGUGCCAGUACUGCAACAACCGCUUCAAGAACAAAAACGAAGCCGAACGUCACCAAAACUCCCUCCAUCUCCGCCGCCACUCCUGGUCCUGCGCCGCCCUCCCAGGCUUCCAAGCAGCAUUUCACGGCUCAGGCUCACCAUCUUGCCAAACGAACGCCGGCCCAUCGCACGAUACGUGCGGCUACUGCGGCGAAGAAUUCCCCAACUUCCCUCGACCGGACUGGGAUCGACGCUUCGAGCAUUUGACAACCGUGCAUAAAUUUGGCGAAUGCAACAACGCGAAGAAAUUCUUCCGGGCAGACCACUUUCGCCAGCAUCUCAAGCAUAGUCAUGCCGGGACGAGUGGCAAGUGGACCAAUAUUUUGGAAAACGCUUGCAUGAAGGAAGAGCAGCCGCCGGAACCCCGGGAUAAGAGUGCUUCGGGUGCGGGGCCGCAGUCGAAUCCUGGCUCUUUGACUUCCAAUACGAUCGAUGAGGUUCUUGAAUAA